AUGGCAGAUGAAUUCUUUGUUAGAGGUGAUGAGAGAAGAAAACUGAAGCGUAAGAUGGAGGAAACAUCUUCUCCUGAAGUUGUAGAUUCAGAGUUAUUGCUAUCUAUGAGUCUUGGCAAUAACCAAAUGGUUGGUGAGUCCUCAUCCAUGCCCAUUUGCAAUUCUUUGAAAAAUCCAGUUGAUUCAUCUCCAAAACUAAUAGAAAACCCUAAUCAUCAAUUGAUUGUGCCAAAGCAACGACAAUUCUCAUGCAAGUUUUGCAACAAAAAGUUUCCAAGCUCUCAAGCCUUAGGAGGGCAUCAAAAUGCUCACAGACGUGAAAGAGUUCUCUCAAGGAUAGAUAGAGAGUUUGAUAUGGGAACUUUUGGACUUGGUGUUCAUAUGUACCCUUAUUCAACCAUGGCUCAUCAACACCCUUUUCGUGCUCCGAUACCCUUUUUUUAUGAGACUAACAUGCACCCUAUGACUCAAAUGUCAACCAUGCCAUGGCCAUUUGUACCUAGCUAUGGAAAUCAAGGGCUACACAACACCUCCACUUCAGGGCAACGAUUUGGUAUGGCCAACCUUGGAGGCUUAAAUGUUGAAGCUCCACAAAAUGUAUACCAUAGGGGAUUAGGGUUUGGUUUUGAACAUAACCAAGCUCAUCCGUUUGAUCCAACUAAUGCAGCUACCAUGCCUCGUCCAAGUCUUAGUGGCCUUAUGAGAAAUCAGUAUAAUAUUGGGAACCAACCAUUUUAA
Molecule: messenger RNA, 738 nt
Organism: Vigna angularis (adzuki bean)
Lineage: Eukaryota; Viridiplantae; Streptophyta; Magnoliopsida; Fabales; Fabaceae
Product: zinc finger protein GIS3
Exons: 1
Coding region: 1-738 (245 amino acids)
Biological process (GO): negative regulation of abscisic acid-activated signaling pathway
Source: RefSeq, a predicted model, not a curated record